AUGCGGGGUCCUUUAGGCGCAGUCAUUGGAAGAUACCCAUCAAGUGAUGGAAACCCAAGUGGUGGAGUCAUUAGGCACAACAGAAAAUGCCGCGACGUCGCCGCUCUCGUGAUCUUCAUUGCUUUCUGGAUUGCUAUGAUUGUGAACUCUAGCUUCGGUUUCAAUAGAGGGAACCCCUUAAGGCUCACAUAUGGGCUGGACUACAAAGGAAAUGUAUGUGGAGACAAGCAUGCGGACCCUGGUCUUCGUCAAUUGGAGCUCAAAUAUUGGUUAAAUCCUAACCAAGUUUAUCAGAGCGGAUUGAAGGAUAGCCAAUUCAAACUGGCUGAUGCUCGCACUAUAUGCCUGUUGGAUUGCCCUGUGCCUUCUGAAGACUCACUUAACUGGGUGUGUGAUUAUCCUGAAGGAGAAAUCCGUCUUUCAACGCAGGACUGGAUUGAUGGGAACUAUGAUUAUUUUGAAUUUCUUACUCCACAAAUGAGAAACAGCUCUCUCCAACUUCAGGGUCCCUGUUAUCCUGUCAUAUUUCCAAGUGUAAAUGUUUACUGGAGUUGCCAAUUUAUUGCUCGAGCAUCAAAUGUGUCUUUAAAGCACUGGCAGCAGAUGGGUGGAGUUAACAUCAAUGAGGACAUUGUUAUAGAUAAAUCUGUUCACAACUCAAUCAAUUCUCAUUCAGUUGUCUUGAAGAGAUACAUGGCUGACAUAGGAAAGUCAUGGCCUGUGCUGAUAGUUUGUGGAGGGAUUUUGCCUCUGUUUUUGUCAGUUAUUUGGCUGCUGAUGAUUCGACAUUUUGUUGUUGCAAUGCCUUGGAUAACAGUGAUGCUCUUUAAUAUUCUCAUAAUAUCAGUCACAAUGUACUACUACCUAAAAGCUGGAUGGAUAGGAAAUGAUGCUAUUUCUCCCAUCAUUGGUGAGCAUGACCCGUACAUUCAUGUGUUUGGAAGGGAGCUUUAUCAUCUGCGUGGUGUUGCUGUCCUCAUGACCUUUAUUAUGGCUGUUGCCAUUCUUACAUCAAUUGCUAUUGUUCGACGAAUCCUUAUGGCAACAUCUGUCCUUAAGGUUGCUGCCAAAGUGAUAGGGGAAGUCCAAGCACUCAUUAUUUUUCCACUCUUGCCAUGUGGUAUCCUUGCAGUAUUCUACAUGUUGUGGAUAUCGGCUGCUCUCCAUUUGUUCAGUUCUGGUGAGGUUGUUCAAAAUAAAUGCGACUCUAACUGCUGUGCAUAUGAUCUCUGCAAACGAGUGAACUGCGACAAUUGUUGUGGAUAUAGCAUUCGAUACACACCACAUAUUGGAGUUGCCAUCCUUUUUCACCUAUUUGGUUGUUAUUGGGCUACUCAAUUUUUCAUAGCAUGCUCAUCAACAGUGAUUGCUGGAUCUGUUGCUUCCUAUUACUGGGGUCGUGGGGAAACAUCUCCUGAAAUUCCUUUCCUUUCAGUCUUUUCCUCCACAAAGAGGCUUAUGCGUUACAGCCUGGGUUCUGUGGCUCUUGGCUCUCUAAUUGUAUCAUUUGUUGAAUCAAUCCGCUUUCUGCUUGAAUCUAUUCGCCGGAAGCUAAAAAUCUCUAGUCACACACCUGAUAGCUGCAUAGGCAAGGCUGCAUCCCGAACUUCUCAAUUUUUUCUCAGCUGUAUUGAGUGGAUCAUAAAAUCAGUGAACCGGAAUGCUUAUAUCAUGAUUGCUAUAACUGGUAAAAGUUUCUUUCACGCUUCAGCGAUUGCCACAGAAUUGAUCAUGAAUAACAUCCUUCGAAUUGGGCGUGUGAAUGUGAUUGGAGAUGUCAUUUUGUUCCUUGGAAAGCUAUGUGUCAGCCUUGCAAGUGCUGUGUUUGCUUUCCUCAUGCUGGACGCACACAAAUACAGAUCUUCUCAUAACAAGAUAUCAUCUCCCCUUUUGCCUGUCAUGGUCUGCUGGGCUCUGGGGUAUAUCGUUGCGACUCUUUUCUUUGCUGUCGUAGAGAUGUCAAUCGAUACCAUCAUUCUGUCAUUCUGCCAAGAUGCUGAAGAACAUGAAGGGACAGCCCAGUAUGCUCCUCCUCUUCUCAUUGAAACUCUCAAUGACCAAAAUGAGAUGCAGAGGCUUACACAAGGACCUCAAUAAAGAUAGAUCCUUGUGUAACUUUCAACAGUUUCAAUAUUUGGAUGUUCAUAAAUGGCCUACUUUUGCCACCUGAGCUGUUCAUGUUCUUCCCUUGUAUAUAUAUGUUUAAUGUUUACAAUGCUGGACCAAGGCUUCCUGUGUUGGGGAAUGGGAAUGCCUUUUUAACUAGUCUUUUUUAUCUUAUUAAACGGAUGGUUUAUGUAGGAUGUAUCAUGUUUAUUUUACUUGGAGCACAGUAAAACCCAUUCAUUAGGGAUUACUCAAUAGUCAUUAUCCUUAUCUGGAGAAUGUAACUUGGAAUUUUUUGGUUGAAGAGAAUGUAUCUUGUCCUUCCUGCA
This is a messenger RNA of Prosopis cineraria, 2435 nucleotides long. Its product is annotated as choline transporter protein 1. Gene Ontology annotation, biological process: transmembrane transport. Gene Ontology annotation, cellular component: membrane. The record is from RefSeq and is a predicted model, not a curated record. Lineage: Eukaryota; Viridiplantae; Streptophyta; Magnoliopsida; Fabales; Fabaceae. Gene Ontology annotation, molecular function: transmembrane transporter activity.